Messenger RNA from Sclerotinia borealis F-4128, 1149 nucleotides. The record is from the annotation of a GenBank genome assembly. NCBI's taxonomy places the organism in Eukaryota, Fungi, Ascomycota, Leotiomycetes, Helotiales, Sclerotiniaceae.
AUGAUUAGGAACACUCAACUGGAUCGAUUUUGUCGUCAAUAUCUUCAACUUCUUCUCGAUCUCGAUUAUCCGGAUGAGGAAUAUCUUCAGGAUGAAGUCUUUCAAAAAGCCAUCUACUCAAGAUUAUUCCAGGAAAAUGUAUUGGCGUACCCUCCGCCUCAAAGAUUUCAAUUGAAAACUCUGAAAGAGCUCACCAAAAGAAUCGAGAACAGUAUUCACGAUUGGGAAGAACAAGGAAUAUCAGAUAACCUCAUGAACCAUCUUUCCACUCUUCUCUCCACUCCGAUCCACUCAGAAGCCACAGCCGCCCAGCAACAAUCCUAUGUAACCUAUACUCUCUCAUCCCUCCCUCCUCUUCCUUCUACCUCUCCAUCCACAGCUACCCAAACUCCUACAAUAACCAUCCACGAAUCCGCCUCGCUUCUUUCAGGCUCCGGCACCACUGGCCGUCGAACAUGGGAAGCUGCUCUUCACCUUUCAGCUUACAUCUCCUCGAACCCCCAUCUUAUUUCUAACAAAAGAAUACUUGAACUCGGCUGCGGCACUGGGUUCAUCUCAAUCCUAUGCGCAAAGUAUCUUUCUGCAAAACAUGUCCUGGCUACUGAUGGAAGCCCCGAAGUAUUAAGCCUGAUGAACACAAACCUGUUUAUCAACAGCAUGACCGAUGCAAUUACUGCGACACCAGCUCAGAUUGCGACGAACAAGACGAGCACAUGCGAACUUACUUGGGGUCACAUGCUCCCAACCGGAGAAUUCGAGACAUUCCCUGAGUUCUUUUCAUCGAAUGAUCCUACCUCAAUUCCACCCUCAAACAAUGGAUCAACAAGCCAAACCCCACUGGAUCUCAUCAUCGCCGCUGAUGUAGUCUACUCCCCCGUUAUAAUUCCUUCCCUAAUUGCCACUCUCGAAGAUCUUUUCGAGCUAUACCCAGCGGCCGAAGUGCUGAUCUCCAGUACGAUACGUACCGCUGAGACCUAUACGAUGUUUGUAAGCAUGUGUGCAAAGAAAGGGUGGGAGUUGGAACAGGUGGGGUUUGAGGUGGCGGAGAGAAGUGAACAGACAGGGCCGUGGUAUGGAGGGCUAGGAGAAGGGAUUGAGAUUGUUUGGGUUAGGAACACUAGGGAGAGGAUGGUGAAUCAGGGAGUUUGA